Populus trichocarpa (black cottonwood) is the source of this 1495-nucleotide messenger RNA. RefSeq lists its product as uncharacterized. Bases 330 to 1238 code for a protein of 302 amino acids. The record is from RefSeq and is a predicted model, not a curated record. The transcript has 8 exons. NCBI's taxonomy places the organism in Eukaryota, Viridiplantae, Streptophyta, Magnoliopsida, Malpighiales, Salicaceae.
AAUGAUUUCUGUGUUUAUUUUUGCUGCCCGGAGGAGGUUGAUAUUGAUGCAACAAAUUCAUUGCCUUCAUCAUAAUCUAUAUGCACCUGUUUCAGUGUUCCAAUAAUCACUUGACACGACACCUCCUGAAAAUGGAAACGCAAGCCGAACAUAAUUAUAACUUGCUAUAAAUUGGAAACUCUUGAGUGUUAUUUAGGCCUCUACUCUUCCAACGGGUUCAUUAGGUCCUUGCUUUCAUUCUUUUUCUACCCAUUCAUUCACUUUCAUUCCUUCUAAAUGACUAUAUAUGUUUAGCAGCGUUCCAUGGUUAUCAUUUAUCCGCUUUGCCAAUGUGGAAACUUUUUAAGAUGGACACUGCUGAGAGGGCCAAUGGACCAAAAUAUGAGUGCCUGCUCUUUGACAUGGAUGAUACUCUGUACCCCAUGAGCUUGGGUCUCAACUUGGCUUGCCGCAAAAACAUUGAAGAGUUCAUGUUGCAUAAGCUACAUAUUGAAGAAAGUGAAGUUCCGAGGAUGUGCUUGGAAUUAUACAGGGAACAUGGAACAACAAUGGCCGGUCUAAAGGAUCUUGGCUAUGAGUUUGAUGACGAUGAGUUUCAUGCCUUCGUUCAUGGAAGAUUGCCUUACGAAACACUAAAGCCUGAUCCGGUGCUAAGGAACCUUCUACUUUCCUUGCCACAGCGUAAAAUAAUCUUCACAAACGCUGAUAAGGCGCAUGCAGCUGAAGUUCUCAAAAGAAUGGGAUUGGAAGAUUGUUUUGAGGGCGUCAUAUGCUAUGAAACCCUUAAUCCUCCUCUAGAAAAUGCAAAUAACAUGGAUGCAUUAGAUAAUGAUGCAGUGAUUGCAGGAGGUGAACCAGAGCCAAGUGACUUUGAUGGUACUGCUGCCACUGGAAGCAAAAAAAUAUUAAAAAAUGCAUUAGAUAAUGGUUUCAGCUCCAAGUCACGAAUCCUCUGUAAACCCUCUCUGGAGGCCAUCGAAGCAGCUAUUCAGAUUGCAAAUGUGGACCCAAAGAAGACAAUCUUCUUUGACGACAGUGCUCGAAACAUUGCUAGUGGGAAAGCAGCAGGACUUCGUACAGUUAUUGUAGGGAGCUCAGUCCUUGUUCCAGGUGCAGACCAUGGCUUGAGGAACAUCCACAAUAUCAAAGAAGCGAUACCUGAAAUAUGGGAGGACGAAGGAGAGCAGAGUGAGCAAGUUAUCCAGUCCACUGCAGUUGAAACUGUGGUCCAUGCUUAGGUUUUCCCUUCAGCUACCUCACAUUUACACAACAUCAAAUCUGGUCAUUGCUAGCAAAGUGACCUAAUGGCCAAAAGAUGAAAAGGAAAUAAAUUAAGUACUGAUGGUAAAUUCAGUCUUCAUGGAAAAAAUCUCUACCGUGAAACUUAUAGCUCAUUGUUUUUGUUAGGGGCAUGUGGCACAUUAUACUACAUAUGAAUUCAUAUGAAUUCAUGUAGCAUUGUUGAGUUAUCAAUGUGAUACAAAUGUUAUAUGCA